Molecule: messenger RNA, 3525 nt
Organism: Cheilinus undulatus (humphead wrasse)
Lineage: Eukaryota; Metazoa; Chordata; Actinopteri; Labriformes; Labridae
Product: calpain-5-like
Exons: 13
Coding region: 337-2250 (637 amino acids)
Biological process (GO): proteolysis
Cellular component (GO): cytoplasm
Molecular function (GO): calcium-dependent cysteine-type endopeptidase activity
Source: RefSeq, a predicted model, not a curated record
AACUAUCUCAUUUUUGCUUUGAAAUGUCAUUGACAACCUGGAUUCAAACUCAUACAACUUUGGCGGAGUGCUAAUGGACGUAUUUCAGAAACGUUUGUCGGCACUGAUAGCGUCUGAAAUGAUAGAGGAAAGAUAAUGAAGAGAAAGAGGUGGUAAAGUAGUCGAGGGCAUCAUUUGGUUAAGUUUCAUUUCAUUUUCCUUGACUCCGAAGAUUAGAAAAUAUAUGCAAAAAGUUACAGUUUUUCAAGUUGGCGUACAUGAUUUAAUACACUUCCGGAAGUCACCUUCAAAAGAAGACACGCAAAAUUUCUGCGUUAGGACUGUGUGAUUGGGGGGAUGGUGAUCCCAUAUGAGGGCCAGUCUUUCUCUGCUCUCAGGAGACAAUGCCAGCAGAAUGGAGUUUUGUUUGAAGACCCUCUGUUCCCAACAACGGACCAGUCUCUCUUCUACCAGAGCAACCGCAUUGGCAGGGUCACCUGGAAACGACCCAAGGAGUUAAGCAGCAAACCCCAUCUGUUUGUGGACGGCAUCAGUGCACAUGACCUGCAUCAAGGCCAGCUGGGAAACUGCUGGUUUGUUGCUGCAUGCUCCAGCCUGGCCUCCAGAGAAUCUUUAUGGCAGAAGGUUAUUCCUGACUGGAAGGACCAGGAAUGGGACGAAGAAAAACCGGAGUCCUACGCUGGGAUCUUUCACUUUCGGUUUUGGCGGUUCGGUGAGUGGGUGGAUGUAGUGAUCGAUGACCGGCUGCCCACGGCAAACGGAGAGCUGGUGUACUGCCACUCAAAUGACAGCAACGAGUUUUGGAGCGCACUAGUGGAGAAGGCCUACGCCAAGAUGUGUGGAUGCUACGAGGCGUUGGAUGGAGGCAACACAGCAGACGCACUUGUGGAUUUCACCGGGGGUGUGUCAGAGCCGAUGGACUUGGUGGAGAAAGGGUACAAAGAUGACAAAGAGAAACGUGAAGAGCUGUUUGAGAGAGUCCUAAAAGUCCACAACAGAGGGGGUCUCAUCAGCUGCUCAAUCCGGGCGACAAGUGCAGCAGACAUGGAGGCAAAGCUGGACUGCGGUCUGGUGAAGGGCCAUGCAUAUGCAGUGACGGAUGUCCGCAGGGUGAGGCUGGGCCAUGGACUGCUGGCCUACUUCAGGUCAGACAAACUCACCAUGAUCCGCAUGAGGAACCCGUGGGGAGAGAAAGAGUGGAACGGACCCUGGAGCGACAGCUCAGAGGAGUGGAAGAAGGUCAGUAAGAGUGAGAGGGAGAAGAUCGGUGUCACUGUACAGGAUGAUGGAGAGUUCUGGAUGACAUUUGAUGAUUUUGUCGCUAACUUCACAGACCUCAUCCUGUGUCGUCUCAUCAACACGUCCUACCUGAGUUUUCAUAAAACCUGGGAAGAGGCCGUGAUGCGAGGCUCCUGGCGCCGCAACGACGACCCGCUCCUCAACAGAGCCGGUGGCUGCACCAACAACAAGCACUCUUUCCUCCAGAACCCACAGUACGUGUUUGAUGUAAAGAAGCCCGAGGAUGAGGUAUUGAUCUGUCUACAGCAGAAGGACCGCAGGGCCAGUCUGAGAGAGGGUCGUGGAGAAAACCUGGCUAUUGGCUUCGACAUACAAAGGGUGGAGUUAAACAGGACUUAUCGUAUGCAUGCUGUCCAGGAGAAGGUUGGUGGGAGCACCUACAUCAACUCAAGGUCUGUGUUUGUUCGCAUUGAACUGAAAGAGGGGCGAUACGUCAUCAUACCCACAACCUUUGACCCUGGUCUGGAGGGAGAAUUCCUGCUCCGUAUCUUCACUGACGUGCCAUCAAACUGCAAAGAGUUGACUGUAGACGAGCCUCCAAAGACCUGCUGGACCGGGUUGUGUGGAUAUCCCACUUUGGUCACUCAGGUCCACAUACUGAAGGCUGUUGGACUGGCAGGACAAGAUUCUGAUGGAGCGGCAGACCCCUACGUGAUAAUUAAUUGUGAAGGACAUAAAGUUCGUUCUCCAGUCUUUAAAGACACUCGAAGUCCCAACUUUGACACCAAGGGGCUCUUCUACAGGAAGAAAGCCAGACAGCCAAUCAGCAUCAAGAUCUACAACCACAACCUGCUCAUGGAUUCCUUCCUUGGUCAGGUGACCAUGCCAGCUGAGCAAGGUAGUUUCCAACAGACGCUCCACCUGAGGGGAAGAGGCGAUCAGAGAGACAGCGACCUUCCAGGAACCAUCACAGUUGUCAUAGUAACCAGCUCAGUGCUCACCAGCAUCUGAGACAGAGCAGGAAACUGUGUGGUCAGGGUCGACUCUCACACUAGCAUUGAAGUUUACCAAAUUACCAGUUUCCCACUAAAGAUGUUUGUCUGUAAGGUUGAUAUAUGUAUACAGUAUACGUCUGGGUAUAUUCUGCAGAAAAACAAGGUUUACUCUUUAAAGACCAGGGCCACUUUAUAGUAGAGUUGCCACAAUGUUUGAUACUUUGAUACCAUUAUAACCUGUGUUUUAAUGACCAAUGAUGUCUCAAAGUAGUGAAGCUUAAAAAAGCUACAUCUAUUUGAUAUAAAAGGUACAUAUGUGAGGAAUGAGUCCAUCCAAAUUUGCAAGAAAAUCCUAAUCACACUGGGCCUUUCUUAAACUGCUCCCUACACCCUCUCCCUCUACACUUCCACUCUGUUUGUGUGCUCUCAGUGAGGGUUCAUAACAUCAAGGGCUGUCUUAAACCUUGGUAUAUGGGGUAAGAGUGGCCUGUUAAACAGUGAGUCUGCCCUGAUUCUAACUUAUUGGACAUGUCUAAUGGCUUUCAUUGUUCAUCAUCAACAAACACAUCUGCAGGUUUGGAAAUAACAGUAUCACACAAACCUACAAAUCAAAACCUUUGCAUUAAAAAUCGGGAUCUAAUUUUAAGUCUAGAAAUGAAAAAAUGUAUUAAUUUGACAGCUCACUGUUUAAUGUGUACAAGGACUUAAAAUUAAAAAUCUUAUAACAUUAGAUGAAAUUUAUUAAUUUAAAAAAGGAUUUAAAAAGGCCAUCAAAUAUGUUAAGUUUUUAUUUAGUAUUGUGUAAUAGCGUUGUACUCAAAACCUCACUAUCCGAGUCCAAGAUUUGCCCGUGACCAGAGUGUACCGAGACAAUGCCAAGACCAAGACUUUUGGGGGUCGUUAAGACCGGUACUGAGACAAGUCAAGACCAAGACAAGAACAAGACCAUAAAAAAGGCAUUUAAAAAACCUGACAAGGUUGAACACUUAAAGAGCAUUCUCUCUUUAGUUUUAGUUUUCUUUUUAAUAAAUUUGACAAGUUAAAACAAGGUGUCUGAAACUAUUUCAAAGUACAACAUGCAAAAAUCUCAAAUCUUAACAAAUCUGUUCAUCUAACUUCUUGUAAAAAAGCAAUCCUUGUGUGUAUUCAAAAGGCACUGACAAGUGUGGAAUUAUUUUAAAUAUCUGAAAAUGAGAUGUUUAUCUAGAUGUGUCAGGUGAAUGAGGCCUAAAGUAAGAGUUCAGAGGUAUUUCUGACUAGAAAUAAGAUGGCUGGUGUCCAAGUUUUUGCA